AUGACAGAAUCACUCAUAUACACCCAGGUGCUCAUCUGGGAACACGUUCAAUUCGCAACGUUCGCAUUUCUUUGGUUGUGUCCCUUUUCUGAUACCGCAAAUUCUUCAAAUUGUAGGCGUGUCGACAGAAGGGAGAAACAUGAUUCGAAAAAAAGUCCAGCGUCGUUCGGCGAAAUCGCAUACGAGACGGAACAUUACUACAAACAGGACAAAAAAUUGUUGAGAGUCAUGCGGCAAAAGACCGAGGACGAGGUGAAACUGCUGCGACACGAGAUCCAAAUGAUGCGCAAUAAGAUCGAGGAAUACAAUCGAAGUAUCAACGAGAAUCUGAGAUUUCUAAAGAAUCUGGAGAAUGAUCAGACAACCCCCGCCGAGAACAAGAAGAACUAACGAUCACGCGCGCUCACGUUUUUCAGGAUUAAUUUAGCCAAACUCCGAUUCAGCUAAUCGAUGAUGUUGAAAGUCGCCGUUGGUUAAAUUAUCUUCUCUCUCUCUCGUUCAUAUAGAUACUCACAUAACAUAGUUAUAUUCUUGUCAUUUAGAUAUUAUCGCAAUUUCGUGCUCCAUCCGAAUAGAAACUGUUAACUUUUCGAUUAUUUUUAUAUAGCAACUUACGCAAUUUCGAAUCGGUGUCGGAAAAUUUCAUUAUUUAUCGAUCAGUCGAAUCUGAGUUUGAUGAAAAUAUCUAUUCUGUAACUUUCAACGAACUUUCACGCGUGUGUCAUUAUGACGCAAGUAUGAUAUGUAAAACCACGGCGACGCAACGAUGACAACAUUGUCGUUAAAAGUUAGAAC
This is a messenger RNA of Dinoponera quadriceps, 795 nucleotides long. RefSeq lists its product as uncharacterized. The record is from RefSeq and is a predicted model, not a curated record. Bases 1 to 390 code for a protein of 129 amino acids. NCBI's taxonomy places the organism in Eukaryota, Metazoa, Arthropoda, Insecta, Hymenoptera, Formicidae. The transcript has 3 exons.